Hyalella azteca is the source of this 1590-nucleotide messenger RNA. RefSeq names its product protein catecholamines up (gene Catsup). Gene Ontology annotation, cellular component: membrane. The transcript is spliced from 4 exons. Lineage: Eukaryota; Metazoa; Arthropoda; Malacostraca; Amphipoda; Hyalellidae. The coding region runs from base 81 to 1232 and encodes 383 amino acids. Gene Ontology annotation, molecular function: zinc ion transmembrane transporter activity. Gene Ontology annotation, biological process: zinc ion transmembrane transport; intracellular zinc ion homeostasis. The record is from RefSeq and is a predicted model, not a curated record.
AUCCUUCAGCAUAAGUAGUUGCUGGCAUAUGGAUGCAUGCAAUUAUUUUUUCUCAAUAAAUUUCAAAAAUAGAUUGAGCCAUGAGUAUUUCACUGAAACAAGUGCUUAGCAUUGUAGUUCCUGUAUGCAUUUUCUUGUGCAUAUUCCUUUCUUUGCCUCUUGUUUGUGCCCAUGGCCACUCACAUGACCACUCUCAUGGCCAUUCACAUGACCACCAUCAUCACCAUGAAGACCCAGCCUUCAAGUAUAGCAAAGCUGCCAAUGAACCUCAAAAAAGACCUGAACCCACAGCCACUCCUCAAGAAAGCUCCAAUGUGUGGUUGGAAGCAAUGACAGCUACACUACUAAUAAGUCUUGCCCCUUACCUCAUCUUAUUCUUGAUUCCUAUCAACAAUGCUUCAGAACAUCAACCUUUACUCAAAGUUCUUCUUGCUUUUGCCUCUGGAGGAUUGCUGGGUGAUGCUUUCCUGCACCUCAUCCCCCAUGCUCUUCUAGCACAACAGGCAAAACAAGCAGCUGCAGGACAUGCCCACUCCCACUCGCAUUCCCAUUCACAUGCAGCUGAUGAAGAAGGCCAUGGCCAUGAUAAUACAAUUGGCUUGUCUGUAUUGGCUGGUAUACUAACUUUCCUUGUAGUUGAAAAAAUGGUCAGGAUAUUCAAGGGUGGACAUGGCCACAGUCAUAGCAAACCUAGUGAUGCCAAGGUUAAGAAGACUAAUGGAGAUGCCAAAGUAAAAAAAUCUGAGAAGAAAAAUUCCAGUAAUUCAGACAUCAAAGUUGCCGGCUACUUGAACCUGGCUGCUGAUUUCACUCACAACGUAACAGACGGUCUGGCCAUUGGUGCUUCAUUUCUGGCAGGCCGCUCUGUGGGUAUCGUGACUACCGUCACUAUUUUCCUCCACGAGAUCCCCCACGAAAUUGGCGACUUUGCUAUUCUUCUGCAGAGUGGUUGCUCAAAGAGAAAGGCAAUGCUGCUGCAGCUGGUGACGGCCGUGGGGGCGCUCUCGGGCACCGCCAUCUCUCUCCUUGCCGAGGGUGCAGAUGACGAAAACGUGGCGUGGAUCCUUCCGUUUACGGCUGGAGGCUUCAUCUACAUCGCGACGGUAUCAGUGAUACCAGAGCUGCUGGAGCAGAGCAGCCUGUGGCAGAGUCUGUGCGAGGUGGCCGCGCUCGUGGCCGGCGUCGUGCUCAUGCUCAUCAUCGCCGCCUUCGAGGAGGCCGGACACGCGUAGAACUCAAAGCGUGGGCGUGUGAUCGGACACGUGAAGUUGGCUAGCCAAGCUUUGGACCGGACCAACAGGAAGUUUUGUGCCUUAGAUCGUGGCGCUCAUCUUAAAAUCUGCCGGAAAUUGCAAAGAAGUAACAAAAAAUGCAAUGAUGACGGCUUACCAAAAAAUUCAAUGAUAAACCACAGCCCAGCUUCAUUACAAAACAUUAUUUGGUUAGUAGCGAGUCACGCUCAAAUUAUCAGUGUAGUGUUAUGCGGCACAUGCAUGUUCGAGAGACUUGUUUUGAUACUAACUGUAAUGAUGCAAGUUUAUCUUUGAUCUAAAAUAAUCUUUGUUCGUGGUGCGCCAUGAAUUUAUUUUU